UCUGUCACGGCCUCGUUGGGGCUGGCCUCGCGAGUGCGUUCCUUUCGCGAGAGUCUCUCUCGUGUACACGAAGACCGUCGAACGACGACGACGACGACGACGACGACGACGACGACGACGACGACGGCGACGACAAAGAGUCGCGCGAUGGAGGACAGUUACAUAGUUCACAGACGUCGCAAGGCGUUCGCCAGGAAGCGCGAAAAGACGCCCGAUCCCUCGUCGAGGGGUGCCGCGGCGCGUAUGGACGCUUCGGACGAUGAGGACGAGGAGAGGCGCGCCAGAAUGGAGAGGAUGGCUGAGGAAGCGGAGAAACUGGAGCAGCAACAGAAAGAAAACAGACUGCUGCAGCAGGAGGUGCCCUUGAAAGAACCGGAGAACAAGGACAAGAAAGGGGACAGGGACAAUCGGGAACAGCGUCCCGCCAGAAGAAAGGACAGAACUGACGCGAGGAAUUCUGUGAAUGUGGAUGACAUGAUCGCUGUACGCGCCGAGGUGGCCGCCAAAGCGGUGGCUGGAAAUAGUUCGAAAACACGUGAGACUGACGUUGCAAUGACUGGCGACAACAGCAUGCGACCGGUAAAGCAGGUCGUCGAAGUAACGAAGAGACAUGAUGAUGGUACCACGAAGAGAGAUAUCAACAGGCCUGAAAGGCCUGUUCAGGCGGUCAAAGAUAAUGUUCAGGUGGUCAAAGAUAGCGUUGUCCAAGAAACGUCGGAGACCCCGAAAGAGACGAGCGGCGAGACCAGCAGACCUACUGAAAUUCGUAAAGUCGAAAAGCGACUUAAAAGAAAGUCGAAGGAACGCGUGGAGAGAUACAGCCGGUCAACGGACUCCAGCGAUGCGGAUGAAAAGAGCGAGUCAAGUCGCAGGCGGACGAAGUCACCGGAAACGGUCAGACCCAGGGUGAGAAAGACAAGCGGGAAGAGUCGAACCAGUGAUCCGGAAGCACAGAAGAGGGAUGCUGAGAGACAAAACCGAGAGAAGAGGUCGUCGAGUCGACAGAAGCUGGAAGACGAGCCUCGAAUGAGGGAUGGUUCCGCGCCACGUUCGAAACCUUACAGUCAAACCGAAGACACGGAUGAGGAGCUGAAGAAGAGUGCAGAGAGUGUUCCACAAAGGACUAUCGAGGAGCGAAUGGUGAAGAGAUCCUCAAUCGGGAUGAAGAAGCAGAUCAUCCCGUUGAGCAACGAAAGUUUGAUCGAGGAUUUCGCGAAGGCUCAAAGGGAGUACAUGUUAAGAGAACGCAGCAUCCUGGACCCGGUCGACCCGGAAGACACGUUUCAAGAGACGGUUGAAGUUAGUUCCUUGAGAAGACGAAAAUUCAGUUUGGCGUAUAGCGAGAGUGAGCAAGAGGACAUUGUUCAGAACGUAACGCAGUCUUCCGAUGCAGCAGACAAGAAAAAAUCGUGGUUCUCCUGGUUGUCCUUCUGGCGCAGAAAGAAGAAGGAUGAAGAUACUGUAGAGAAGGAUAUUGAGGACGAACUGGAGCCCGUAUCGAAAGUCGAGGAGGUCAAAGUGAAGAAACAAGAAGAUGAGGGGAAGGUUACUCUAUUGGAUUUCUUUCGGGCUCUCAGAGACAUCGUCAGCGAAUUCAAGAUGUUCGUGGAGCAGAAUCCACGUGAGACUACGAUCAUCAGGCGGCUGCGCAAUCGCUGCAUAGCCGGACUGCUGCUCGCGAUAAUCUACUGCGGUCUCGGCGGCUUCGUCUUCCGCUUCGUCGAGGGCACCUUCGAAACAUUGUACAAAUGCGGCGUGAAGCGCGUGAAACGCGACUUCCUAGAUACUCUAUGGAAUUACAGUCACAGUUUGAGGGAGGACGAUUGGAAGAGCAUGGCGCGCAGGAAGCUGAUGGAGUUUGAGGAACAGCUUCACACAGCUCACGAAGCCGGCUUGCACACGUACAGCGGUCAAAAAAGUUGGACUUUCUUGAAUGCGGUCGUGUAUUGUCUCACUGUCAUCACCACUAUCGGAUAUGGACAUAUUGCGCCAAGUACAAACACAGGAAGGGCCAUCACGAUAGUGUACGCCAUUUUCGGCAUCCCGAUAUUUCUCAUCAUUUUGGCCGACUUUGGUAAAUUAUUUACACGCGGUAUAAAGUUCCUGUGGGCAUUUGUGAGGAGGCUGUACUAUACUGGUAGCUGCCGCAAAGUCCGUCGCACUGGACCCGUUCAGGAAGUUAUGAAGGGCGUGCAACUCGUCUACGAUUUCGCCAAGUUCCGGCGACCCUCGCAAAUGAAUCCGGAGGAGAUCGAGGAAAUGCAGAAGCUGCAGGUCCAGCAGCCGCAGACGGUCCUAAAUGUGGACGCCAACGCGCCGGACACGCCGGGUACGCCGGCAUUAUCAGCGUUCGCCAUCGAUGACGAGUUCAAUCUACCGAUUUCGGUGGCGAUCGUUAUACUCCUGGCUUAUAUCUUCAUAGGAGCCACCCUGUACUACCUGUGGGAGGAAUGGGGCUUUUUCGAGAGCUUCUACUUCGUCUUCAUCUCCAUGAGCACUAUCGGCUUCGGUGAUUACGUGCCAGAGAAUCCCAUAUACAUGGUGUGUUCGAUAGUAUAUCUGGUGUUUGGCCUGGCGCUCACAUCCAUGUGCAUCAACGUCGUGCAGGUGAUGUUAUCGGAUUCAUUCAAGCAAGCGAGUCAGAAGAUCGGAGCCACGAUCGGUUUCGAGGUCGCUGAGGAUGACAACUCGGUGAAACCGGCGCCGCCGCCACCGGUCGAGGUCGCGGAUGUCCACACGAGCGCGAAGGAGUCUGACAGCGGCGAGAAGAUUGCGCCUAAAGCCAAGCAAGAGGACGUCGACCUGUAGAUGCAUUUCUUUCAGGAGAAACUCCUACGCGUCUCGAUCGAGCGCUUGUUUGAGCUAAUUUCUCGGAAUACGCGAGAUCCGUCUCUCUCUGUCUUUCUCUCUCUUCCUCUUUUUUUCUCUUUUUAUCCGGUUUUAAGAGAAUACUCGUCUGUUGGCUUAUGCAACGCAAUGAUGAUACGCGGUAAUCAUCGCGGCACGCACGCAAUCGAGCUUCGAAGGACAAUCGCUGUCGGGACCGUCUUUUUAUACUUGAGACUUGCAGAAGAAGUGCGGCGAAGACAAUUAACUCGGGAAUCUUGAACGCUUUUCGUAAUUGAAUUUGUGUGCGUUGUGAAUUUUGAUCAGGUCCAAUUAAUCUCACGGGACUCAAUACUUUUAAGUUCAAUUUUGGAUAUCCAAGUUCCUCUCUCUCUCUCUCUCUCCCUCUCUGUCGACGCAAAGACGGUCCCGAUCGUCUCGGCGGCGCAAUGGAAUCUUCAAAGUACUGGUACACUACACGUCCGUUUAUAUCGUUGAAAUCGCAAUCGAGUGAACGCGAUUUUCUCGACUGUGUGUACAUAUGUAUUUUCCGAGACGCGCGAAGAGAUAUAGAAUAGUGAUUUUAUGAAAACUGGAGAUUUAAUCGCGCGUGAUCGAGCGAGUGUGAUCGAAGAGAUGGAGCUCUCGACGAACGAAAUUCGCGUGUAAAAACGAUUAUGCACAAUCUAAUGCAUCGAGACGAAUUUAUUCGGAACAAUAUGCACAAUUGUUAUAAUCGUAUCGCGUUUUGUCAGACGAGAAUCUUGUAGAUCGGGUUUAUGACAAUUUUUGAGAGAAAGGCUUGAAAAGUCGCGUCAAUAGUGCAGUGGAAUAGCAACUGUUCCUUGUAAUUUUAUUUUUGUAAUUUUAAACAUGAAUUAAAAAAUUUAUGAGAAAAAACUUUAAAAUUUUUAAAAAUAU
This is a messenger RNA of Wasmannia auropunctata (little fire ant), 3747 nucleotides long. RefSeq lists its product as uncharacterized. Gene Ontology annotation, biological process: stabilization of membrane potential; potassium ion transmembrane transport. The record is from RefSeq and is a predicted model, not a curated record. Gene Ontology annotation, molecular function: potassium ion leak channel activity. The coding region runs from base 148 to 2808 and encodes 886 amino acids. Gene Ontology annotation, cellular component: membrane. NCBI's taxonomy places the organism in Eukaryota, Metazoa, Arthropoda, Insecta, Hymenoptera, Formicidae. The transcript is spliced from 5 exons.